AGACGUGUUUUUGAAGAAAAUAUAUGUGAGGAGUUAGACAGCCAGCAAAUGAUUCUUUGAAGAAUAUCCCAACUUUUGCAAAACAAAAUUCUUGUUGUUGAGAUGAAUGCCUUGUGGGUUAUUGUAUCUGCUUCUUUUGUCCUCCUUCUAUCCGUAGCUUCAAUUCCUCUUCUCAACAACAAUGGAAAUUACUUGACAUACUUGCUGAACUGGAGAAGUUCUUCAUUUUUAAGUGAAGGGGCAGAUUUGCUGGUGACAAAUGGGACCAUUUAUACCAGCGAUGAAGCUCACCCUUUUGCUGAUUCUAUGGCUAUUGGCAAUGGUAGAAUUCUUCGAGUUGGGAAUUACUCUUCUAUAAAGGAAUUGGCAAAAACUUGGACCAAGGAACUAAAUCUAGACGGAAAGAUUGUGGUCCCUGGAUUUAUUGAUUCCCAUGUGCACUUCAUCCCUGGGGGACUACUGAUGGCACUAGUGGACCUUCGUGGAGUAAAUACAAAAGAUCUUUUUGUAGACAAAAUUAGAAAAGCAGUUGCAAAUGUGAAACAUGGUUCUUGGUUACUGGGUGGCGGUUGGAAUGAUGAUAUUUGGGGAGGUGAUUUACCAAUGGCAUCGUGGAUUGAUAGUAUUACUCCUCAUAAUCCAGUUUGGUUAACAAGGAUGGAUGGUCAUAUGGGCUUAGCUAAUACAUUGGCUCUAACACUUGCUGGAAUUUCACGUAACAAUGAGAAUCCAAAUGGUGGAGCUAUUGUAAGAGAUGAUGACGGGGAACCUACUGGUCUAUUGAUUGAUUCUGCUAUGAAGCUUGUCCUUCACCACAUUCCAGAAGCCACUGUUGAUGAAAGGAGGGAAGCUCUUAAAAGAGCUAGCAAUCAUGCAUUAAAGAGGGGUGUGACAACAGUUGUGGAUUUUGGCAGAUAUUUUCCAGGGGCUUCUCCUGAGCAUUCAUGGGAAGACUUUUCAGAUGUAUAUAAAUGGACAGAUUUAUCAGGAAAUAUGAUGACCAGAGUUUGCUUAUUCUUUCCAAUGGAGACAUGGUCGCGGUUAGUGGAUCUUAUGAGCAAGUCAGGCCGCGUACUGAGCCAAUGGAUUUAUUUGGGCGGUGUCAAGGCUUUUGCUGAUGGAUCUUUAGGAUCUAAUAGUGCAUUAUUCCAUGAGCCAUAUGCUGAUGAUCCAAACAAUUAUGGGUUACAAGUGGUGGAUCAGGAUGGUCUAUACAACAUGACUCUUUCUUCAGAUAAAUUUGGCCUUCAGGUCAGCAUCCAUGCUAUAGGUGACAAAGCUAAUGACUUGAUAUUGGAUAUGUAUGCUUCUUUGCCGUCUGAGAAACAAAUUAGAGACCGACGAUAUAGGAUUGAGCAUGCUCAACAUUUGGCUCCAGGAACAGUGGCUCGUUUUGGUGAACAAUCUGUAAUUGCUUCAGUGCAGCCAGAUCACUUAUUAGAUGAUGCUGAUUCCGCAACUAAAAAAAUUGGUACUGAAAGGGCAGAAAGAGGAUCUUAUUUGUUCAAGUCACUCCUGACAAAUAAUGCACAAUUGGCAUUCGGAUCAGAUUGGCCAGUAGCAGAUAUUAAUCCAUUGAAAAGCAUAAGGACAUCGAUGAAGAGAAUACCUCCUGGUUGGGAAAAGGCUUGGAUUCCAUCAGAGUGCUUGUGUCUCGAAGAUGCGCUAAAAGCGUACACCAUUUCAGCUGCUCAUGCAUGUUUUCUUGAUAAAUAUGUUGGUUCAUUGUCUCCGGGAAAAUAUGCGGAUUUUGUGGUUUUGUCAACUAAUUCAUGGGAAGAGUUUGCAACUGAAGUUAAUGUAGAUAUUGAGGCAACAUAUGUUGGUGGUUCUAAGGCUUACUCCAUAAAAAGCUGAAGAUCAAAAUGAAUAGCACAGGCGACGACAAUUGUGCUGUAUUUGGAUACAUAAAUUUGAAACUGCUGUGCCAGACAAGAAGCGCGAUAUACUAAUUGAUUUUGGCUGGCUUCACUUUUUAUAACGAGUCUUCAAACUGUUAUUAAGGAAUAUGUAAAUUUUAUUAGUGAAAUUUCACACUUGCCUAUGAGCUAUGAGAAAAGAGGUUUCUGGAACAGGUAGUGGGUACCCUGACCAGCUCGUAAGUAGCAUCCCGCUGCUGGUCGGCACAGCGGGGCGUCAAAAGCAAGUCUUUUUGAUUGCCCCUUACAUUAGGCCAUGUGCAACAAACAAAGUACAAGGAUAGCACCGUACCCUCAUAGUCCUCAAUCUUUGGCACAGAAUUGAGACAGGGAGGAGAGGUGAAAGAGAGAUUUUCGAGCCUGCAAGCAGCAAGCAACAACGGCUUUUCCGCCGUUGUGUCUUCGUUCGUGAUCAUGUUGGGCGAAAGGUAAUUGUAGAGGAGCGGAAAGCCACUUGACUGUAAGGAGAGGAGCACCCCCUGUUUUUUUCUUUCCCUCAUAAGCCUAAGCUAAUCGUCUUAGUUCCCUUCAAUUAAAUCAAUAAGCUUUUUGAUUGAUUCAGGGCGCCGCCCCCCUUCUUAGAAUAAAGGAAGAAGCCUAAGAAUCAAAGAAAUAAGGUCUAUUUUCCCACGUAGUUCGUCGGUCAAACCAACGAUUCUCUUCUCAAAGUAAUAGAGAGAGUCUUUUUCUAGUUAGACUUCUAUCAAUGGAAUGAAAGAACCAUCCCUUCCUAUUUCUUUGUUUGUAUUGUGUAACUUUGCUGUACUGGAAUGUACAUGUUUUAAAUCCAUUAUCUCA
Molecule: messenger RNA, 2717 nt
Organism: Solanum pennellii
Lineage: Eukaryota; Viridiplantae; Streptophyta; Magnoliopsida; Solanales; Solanaceae
Product: protein LONG AFTER FAR-RED 3
Exons: 15
Coding region: 103-1857 (584 amino acids)
Molecular function (GO): hydrolase activity, acting on carbon-nitrogen (but not peptide) bonds
Source: RefSeq, a predicted model, not a curated record